Messenger RNA from Hypomesus transpacificus, 4304 nucleotides. RefSeq names its product kirre like nephrin family adhesion molecule 3, like (gene kirrel2). The record is from RefSeq and is a predicted model, not a curated record. Gene Ontology annotation, cellular component: cell-cell junction. Gene Ontology annotation, biological process: cell-cell adhesion. Lineage: Eukaryota; Metazoa; Chordata; Actinopteri; Osmeriformes; Osmeridae. Gene Ontology annotation, molecular function: cell adhesion molecule binding.
AUGUCUCCGUUCUCCUUGUGGGCCAAAGGAGGGGUCCCUAUCUCAGAGGCCAAUGGGGACAGUCUGGAGGUGACUGUGGACCACUCCUACUUCACAGACCCCGUCUCCUGUGAGGUGUCCAACUCCGUAGGCAGCACGAACGUCAGCACCCUGGUGGACGUGCAAUUCGGGCCCAGACUCCUGUCCGAGCCCAAGCCCAUGACGGUGGACACGGGGAUGGACGCUGCCUUCACUUGUGGCUGGACGGGGAACCCUCCACUGACUCUGGCCUGGACCAAGCAGGGCUCCAACGUGGUCCUCAGUAACGGGAACACCUUGCAGCUGAAGGCCAUCACCCAGGAGGAUGCUGGGACAUACACCUGCAAGGCCAUCGUGCCCCGCAUCGGCGUGGCCGAGAGGGACGUCGCCCUGACCGUCAACGGCCCACCUAUCAUCACAGCAGAGGCCACGCAGCACGCUGUCAAGCACUCCAAGGGCAAGCUGGAGUGCCUGGUGGGAAGCAGCCCCCCUCCGGAAAAGAUUGUGUGGAGCUUUGGAGACGCGAGCCUCUCGUCCGGGUCUUCCGGACGCUUCUCCGUCCAGACGGUGGCCAGCAGCGACCACGGCGUGCUCUCCUCCCUCGUCCUGUCCGAGACGCUGGCCCAGGACUUCCAGCUGCGGUUCAACUGCACCGCCUGGAACCGCUUCGGCACCGACACCGCCCUGGUCACCCUCAAGGAGCAAGAGGCUCUGCCCAUGCUGAUCAUCGUGGGGGCGUCUGUGGGCGGCGGCUGUGUGCUGCUCAUCUGUGUGGUCACCCUUGUGUCUUUGUGCUGCAAACACACUGGCAAAGGUGAGCUCAACGGUAAAAAGUGCACUCGUCUCUCCAAGAGCGACAUCCGAGUCCAGAUCGUCCACAGCGAUCACAACGCCACCCGCGGCAACGACGACGAGGAGGACGUCAAGGAGCCCAUGGCUCCCAACAGCAGCGAGUCUCCGGGGACGUCUCGCACGGAACACAGCGACCUUCUGGAGGAGGAGGACGACGAGCGCUCGGACACCAAGGACCCCACCAACGGCUACUACAACGUCCGCGCCCACGAGGACCGCAACGUCCGCAGCAGCGGCUUCUCCGAGUACGUGCCCAACCCCCGCCCCGUCUACACGCCCUCCCAGCUGCCCUCCCCCAGCCCGCUCUACGGCCAGCACGCCGCCCAGCCACGCAUCUACGACUUCUCCCACCGCUACGCCACCACCACGGGCGCCCGCUCCACCUACGAGCAGCAGCAGGCGCAGCAGCAGCAGGCGGCCCAGCCCGCCAGCAUCUACCCUGCCGACCCCGCCUACAGCGGCUCCGCCUAUCUGCCCACCUCCGCCUCCGCCACCGCCACCUACGGCCGCGCCUUCACCAGCUACGUCAAGCCGGCCUCCUACGAGAAGGUGGACGCCUACGACCAGUCGGACCAGGCCAGCAAGGUGUCGGGCUCGUCCCGCUUCUCCUACGCCUCGUCGCAGGUGUCCUCGCAGCAGUCCGACUACGGGCGCCCGUCGCAGCGCAUGCAGACGCACGUCUGAGCGGGGGGCGAAGACGCGCGGGAGUGGUCGAUAGGGGGGGGGGGGGGACUCGGGAUCGCCUCUGCGAGGGAAGCGUGGGGGGAGGAGGGGGGAGUAUCGUGAAGGCGAGAAGAGACUCUUUUGAUUGGUCCUUCUUCCCCCCCCCCCCCGGAUGCUUUUGGAGGGAGACGGUGUGAUCUCGGUUGUGGGAAGAUGACCGUCCUUCAUUUAUUAUUGUGUUGUGAACGAACGCGGGCGGGUGCCGUGGGUCCCCUACGAAGUCCGCGAGGAGGCGGAGCCCGCUGAUUGUGACUCGACGCUCAGUCAUCUCACACGCCACAGUGGGAUGUCUCACGGGGUUACCAGGUUACUGUAACCACGGUGACAGCCUGAGCCCACCCUGGGACUGGGUUUAGUGGGUCGAAAUGGAAGACCAUCCCACAAUCGCACCUUUUGACUUUGAGUCGGGCCAAAAACAAUCCGGGUAUAUCGAUCCCAAAGGAUUCCAGAGUCUGCAUCGAACUUCAGAACAGAAGCCGGACAAAACACUGUCGCACGAAGACAACAAAAGAUCACGGGCGAAAGAGGGAGCAAAAAAACACGUGACAAAGAACACAAAAAAUGACAGCUAACACAUUGUUGUCACCAAGUGUUUGCCGGCAUGCGAGAGGAAUCCCAAGCACAUGUUAGUGUCUUUAUUCGACAACAGACUGAGCGACACACAGAUGGCCCUUCACUUCCCUUCACCACAGGCUGUCUCUGGUGACGACACGCUGGCAUUCCACGGAUUGUUCUAGUCAGUGGCGGAAUUCUUUUGGCCUGAGCUACAUUCCCUUGGCUUUAAACAACGUCUUUUUUUCUGAUAAGGAGUUAGGAGUGAUGGAUCAGCCAGUGCCGAUUGCUGGGGAGUUAGGGUAGAGGGAAUUAUGAAGUGAAUGGGUAUUGUAGCUUUUCAUGCUAACGAGAGAUGUGUCAUUGUUCCGGCAUGUUGGACAUGUCCAUGACAACCCAAAGAUGGGGAGCAACAAAGUUCUCGAGGACAAAGGAAAUGCCUCGUCUUUAUCUGGGUACUAUUUUUCCGACCGUGUCUCCAGACUGCUACAUGGGGAGCAGGCUAUCUCCAGAACAAUCAAAGGAUGGGCUUUGUAAAUGGGUGGUUAUCUUGGACUCUUUGAGAUAAGCUUGACAUGCAGUCUGAUCUUAACCAGUCGUAGAUGGGUUCAUAAGACGUGAAGUCAUUGGACUGGACACGGUUUCACAACACAAUCAAGUAGCUUCAAUAUGUUUACAAAAGAUACACAGUACUACCCAGACAUACUGACUAAUUAACUGUACAAAGGGGUGAGCCCAAUCUUUCUCUGUUGCAUGCAGAUGAUGUCUAGUGAAACUCUUCAGCCUUUCUUUUCAUGUCCAUUCCUUGUUUGAGAGAUUGCUUACUGCACCUGGCCCAGUUGCAUUCCACUUCCUGUUACCUUCCUGAAUACCAGGAAGUUUCUGUCUGGAAUCCUGUACUGCCAUUGGUCUCUCAAGUAUUACCAGUCAGCCCAAUUUGAGAACAAAUGUCACAAAGUGAACCAUGGAGAUCAUUGCUCGUCUUUAUUUUUAUAUUUUAUAUAAGCCUUAAUGUACAGCGUGGAAGCUGCUCUAUUGUAAAGUAUCUUUAUAUUAUAUAUACAUUAUGAAGCUCUAACUUGACUGAUUUUAUUUGGGUCCACAAAUGUCUUUCUUUGAAAGUUGUCCAUCAAUCACUGAAUGCGGAAAGAUUAACUAUGCUUUUUUGAAACAACUAAUUGCCAUUUUCCUUUUCUUUAAAAAAAAAUAUGUAUUAAGAAUUUUAUUUGCUAAAAAUGAGCUAUCGUUGCUUGUAACUUUGUACACAUAUUUAUAUUUAAAUAAAACCAUUUCAGAUAAAAAAAAAGGCCAUGUUGUUUUUGUUUUCUGUAAGCCGGGAGAGUCCAGGCACCGGGAGAGAACAGAGACAAACAAAGCUGCCCACAUUGAUGAAUACAUAAAUUAGCCGCCCUGUGUUGACUCUCCCCAUCUCCCAGUGGAAGCCAGCUUUUAAUGAAGACAGAUGAGCUGGUGGAACUCCUGCUGUCUCCAGACUCGGCUCCUCAUCCUGCCACACCCAGCUCUCAUGGUAAUAGGAUGGUGCUGUGACAAAGCGGGGUAUGAUGUGACUGCCUCGUCACCUCAGCGUCUGCUUCCACCUCCGACGCGGCCCCAGGUGGACGUGCUGGUCACGGCGGGGAGGAGAGAUCCACACAUUACAAUACUGCUGAAGGAAGGGACAGUCUGCACAGUACGUAACAGUCUGCACAGUACGUAACGGGGACUAGUCAUUGACGAAUGACUGCUGAAGACGGAGACUGCAAGGCUUCAGAUAAAGGAUGUUUAAUGAAUCAUAAAUCUGUCAUAUAAAAACAAAACAUUUUGAAGGGGACGAGGCAGAGAUCCACAGUCCACAAACAACACGAGCAACUGCAGUGCACAUAAUUAAUUAAAAUACAAACAUCUAUGUAUAAUAUAACUCCCUGAUUGCAUAGUUUGAGAAAUACAGUAGCCAUUCCAAACGUGUCAAUAUGAAAAAAACUGACAAUAAAACAUUUCUACAUAUUAUAUUGCUCAUCUCAUAUAUUUUAGAUUAUAUGUCACUCAGUUCUCUCAUUACCAUGUUCCCCAUCUUUGGCUUUUAGUUGUAACAUUAGAGAGAAUCUGUAUUGUGUAGGGAGUGAGGGGGAAGAAACCUGAUGAAGAAUUUGACAGUUGAA